Gopherus flavomarginatus (Mexican gopher tortoise) is the source of this 4199-nucleotide messenger RNA. It is a transcript of the gene MEX3C, whose product is annotated as mex-3 RNA binding family member C. The record is from RefSeq and is a predicted model, not a curated record. Gene Ontology annotation, molecular function: RNA binding. Lineage: Eukaryota; Metazoa; Chordata; Testudines; Testudinidae. The transcript has 2 exons. The coding region runs from base 334 to 2256 and encodes 640 amino acids.
CCUGCUCAUGCUCAGGGGCCGGGGGAGGGGGGGGCCUUGCUCCUCUCCCAGUCCUGCCCCGGCACCGGCUCCACCAUCCAAUCGCUCGGCGGGGAGAGCGGGGCGGGGCUGCAGCUGCCUUCGCCGCCGCCUGCGGCUCUUUCUGGAGUGGGAAGCGAUGGAACAAAAGAAGCGCUGAGCGCGGCGGCGGCAGCAGCGCCCAGGCCGCGCCCGGUGCCCCCUGCCCCGCCUCACUCGGUGUCCCCGGCAGCGGCAUGGAGGGGACGCUGCCCCUCUAGGCUCCGCGGCGGCGGCAGUAGGACCCGGACCUAGCCGAGCCCCCCGCCCCCGGCCAUGCCGAGCGGCAGUGCCGCCGCCGCCUGCCCCCAGGAGGAGCCCCCCGAGGCCCAGCGUCUGCCCCCGUCGCCGCUGCUGCUGCUCCAGCAGCCGGACACUCUGCUCCUGCGGGAGUGCCUGGCCGGGCUGGGCCUCCACGAUCACGGCCUAGCGGGCAGCGGGGAGGCGGCCGCCCGGCAGCAGGCCCGGGAGCGGCUGGCGGGGCUGCCCCCGCUGCCUGAUCCGGCGCGGGAGCCGGGGCCCGGCGGGGCGGAGGAGGUCGAGGACGAAGGGGACCUGGAGCUGGAGGAGGAGCUGCUGGCGGCGGAGGAGGAGGAGGAAGAGGACCGGGCCUCGCUGCUGCUCUCCUCGUCCUCCUCUUCCUCGCCCUCGCAGCUGCCGCCGGGGGGGCCGCCGCCGCUUCACCCGCUGCUGCCCGGGCUCGGCUCCGUGCUGCUCUCCCCCGCCGCCGCCUUCGAUGCCCAGGAGCCGGCGGUGGCCGCGGUGCUGUACGGGGCGGACGAUCCCCAGGGCAUGAUGGCGGCGAUGCUGUCCCACGCCUACGGUGGCGGCCUAGGCGGGGGGCCGGCGGCGGCGGCAGCCCCGGCUCUGAACGGGGAGCAGGCGGCGCUGCUGCGGAGGAAGAGCGUCAACACCACCGAGUGUGUCCCGGUGCCCAGCUCCGAGCAUGUGGCCGAGAUCGUCGGCCGUCAGGGUUGCAAAAUAAAAGCAUUAAGGGCCAAGACGAAUACUUACAUUAAGACCCCUGUUCGUGGAGAAGAACCCAUUUUUGUCGUCACUGGACGAAAAGAGGAUGUAGCCAUGGCCAAAAGGGAAAUUCUCUCAGCAGCUGAACACUUCUCCAUGAUCAGAGCAUCACGCAACAAAAAUGGUCCUGCUCUGGGCGGGCUGCCAUGUACUCCCAACCUGCCAGGUCAGACUACAGUCCAAGUCAGGGUGCCUUACCGUGUAGUUGGGCUAGUGGUUGGACCCAAAGGAGCUACAAUCAAAAGAAUUCAGCAGCAGACACACACAUACAUUGUUACUCCCAGCAGAGACAAGGAGCCAGUCUUUGAGGUUACAGGGAUGCCUGAAAAUGUAGACCGUGCACGUGAAGAAAUAGAAAUGCAUAUUGCCAUGCGCACUGGAAACUACAUUGAGCUGAAUGAAGAAAAUGAUUUCCAUUACAAUGGUACAGAUGUGAGCUUUGAAGGCGGGACUCUUGCAUCUGCUUGGCUUACUUCCAAUCCUGUCCCUCCUAGCCGCACCAGAAUGAUUUCUAACUAUAGAAAUGACAGCUCCAGCUCCUUAGGAAGUGGCUCCACUGAUUCCUAUUUUGGAAGCAAUAGAUUGGCUGACUUCAGCCCAACAAGUCCAUUCAGCACAGGAAACUUCUGGUUUGGAGAAACGUUGCCCUCUGUAGGCACAGAAGACCUUGCAGUUGACUCUCCUGCAUAUGACUCCUUACCAACACCUUCCCAAACUAUCUGGACCCCUUUUGAACCAGUAAACCCGCUAUCUGGCUUUGGUAGUGACCCUUCUGGUAACAUGAAGACUCAGCGUCGAGGGAGUCAGCCAUCCACUCCUCGUCUGUCACCUACGUUUCCUGAAACUUUGGAACAUGCACUUGCUAGGAGAGUGAGAAGUGACCCACCCAGUACAUGCAACCAGGUUGGCCUUCCAAUAUACAUCCCUGCUUUUUCUAAUGGUACCAACAGCUACUCCUCUUCCAAUGGUGGUUCCACAUCCAGUUCGCCACCCGAGUCUAGACGAAAGCAUGACUGUGUGAUAUGCUUUGAGAAUGAAGUUAUUGCUGCCCUAGUUCCUUGUGGCCACAAUCUCUUCUGUAUGGAAUGUGCCAACAAGAUCUGUGAAAAAGAAACUCCAUCAUGUCCAGUUUGCCAGACAGCUGUUACUCAGGCAAUCCAAAUUCACUCUUAAAUAUAUAUAGAUAUUAUAUAUGGACUUUUUAAACUCUUAAAGGCAUGGGUGUAAUGGUACCCCCUCCUCCCCAAGUAAACUUCCUAAUUAAUUCUGACUGUUAUUGGGCUUUCUUGGGAAUAGGCUAAAGUUGUUAGUAAACUUUUAUCCUUUCUAAAAGGCUGCUACGGUAACACUAAACCUAGAUCGUCUCUGUCCGGUGUGGUUUAAACAGAUGGCAUGUUUAUCAGAGAUACAUCUGGUAUAAGGAGGGGAGAAACUUUAGAUCAAUUUCAAAACCAAGAAAACAAAUUAAUUUUACAGGUUUUCUUAGUGAUCUGUAUUCGUGUUGGUAACGUCUGUGUUCUGGAGGCAAUGAACCCUAUAGCCUAAACAGAGAAUUAGUCUGCGCUAGAGGGUUCGUGGUAUUAUUGAUGUAUCAAAAAAACACUUCCAAUGCUGCCUUCUUUACACUGCCAGUUUUGAAAUACGUUUUGGGUUUUGUUUAGUUUUAUUUUACAACAACUUAUGCCUAAUUCUUCAGUAUUGCAAAUAACUUUUUAAUGCACAGUUUGAUUUUUUUUUUUUUUGAAUGGAUAAGGUUGUUGGCAGUUUUAAAUAGAUCACUGUUAAUUGUAGGUGGGGCGAAGAAAUGGGACGGACUGCCAAACUGACCUUCAUCUCACCCAGUUUGUAAACAAUGGUAUGUUCAGAGGAUCAGGAACGAUUUGGUCUCCUUCAUUGUGAAUUCCUACCCACUGUUUUUCUUAAUGGAUUGUGGAGUAGCCUGAUGGUGGCUUGAUCCCAUUUCAGUAAGGGCUUUAGGGUGCACAUACUUUGGCUAAUAGUGAGGAUGCUAACAUUCCAUUCACUAGUCUGAUCAUGGUGUUCUUAAAUUACAUUUUAGAGAUUAUAUAGUUCAAAAAUGUGAAGCAUUUUUAUGUUCAAUCCAUACUUGUCUUGCACAUUAUAUAUAUAUAUAUAUAUAUAUAUAUAUAUAUAUAUAUAUAUAUAUAUAUAUAUAUAUAUAUAUAUAUAUUUUAUUUUAGUAAUGUAAAGGAAAAAGGGGGAGGUGUGUAUGUGCUCAUGUAUAAUUCCUGAAAGCAGCUGCGACCAUGGCCCUUCAAUCAUUUUACGUCAUUUCAAAACUGUUUCCAAUCACAACAAAAGAUGGCUUUCGAAUGUGCUGCGUACAUUUCAACCUGUGGAUGUCUCUAGCUUCUUCAUCCUCAGUAUAUUCCAAAAUCUGUGCUGGCAUAUGAAAAAAUGAAAACCCCUCCACACACACAGUGGAAUUUUCUAUUUUUUUAAGCGUUAUUUUCCCAAGACACACACAAGCUUUUUUCCUCAGUAUAACAAAACAAAUUCUAUAUAUUGAACUAGUAAAUAUACAAAAAUUUUAUUUUUUAUUUCCACUUGAAGAGUUACAUUUCGUAUAAAAGUUUACAAAUAAUGGUUUUUAUUUUACGAUUUUUUCAGUAUAAGAGUUGCCUUGAUGGCAUAUUAUGUAAUGCAUAACUUUAAUGCUGAUUGCUUGUAGAAUAGUUAAAUGUCAGUAUUGAAACCUAAUCUUUAGCUGCAGUCUUGUAGAUAUGAACAAAUGUUCACCAAGCAUGUAUUUUGUAUUUUAUUGCAUUGUACACUGCAACUAAUAAGCCAAGGAAUCGACAGAUAUUAGGUGCGUGUACCAUUUCUAUAAACCACAAACUAACAAUGACAAACUAUCAAUAUAGUUUAGUAUUUGCUAAUUUUACUACACUCUUCUUUUUGUUAUGUAUAUGUAGGGAGGUCAUAGGGAUUAUAAAUUCAAUUUGAGUAAAGUUUAAAAACCAUAUAUUUUAUGAUAAAGGGCCUUUAACUUAUGAUGGCCAAAGCACUGAUAUUAUAUAUUUGCUGUAAAGAGAAUAUAAGAGUUUUAUUUUUCUGAUAUUAAAAGUUACUUAAUAAAGACUUGUUUCCAUUAA